Molecule: messenger RNA, 5827 nt
Organism: Nomascus leucogenys (northern white-cheeked gibbon)
Lineage: Eukaryota; Metazoa; Chordata; Mammalia; Primates; Hylobatidae
Gene: USP7
Product: ubiquitin specific peptidase 7
Biological process (GO): regulation of protein stability; protein deubiquitination
Cellular component (GO): nucleus; cytosol
Molecular function (GO): cysteine-type endopeptidase activity; protein binding; cysteine-type deubiquitinase activity
Source: RefSeq, a predicted model, not a curated record
UUCACGCCGCCGCCAUUUUGAGAGCGAGCCGAGCCGAGCUGCCGGGCGCCGCGUCCGCUGCCGGAGCCCCGACGACGACGCCGAGGAGGCGGAGGCCGCGGCUCUCGGAACGCGGCCGGCCCGUCGCCCGCCCGCGCCGCCGCUCCCGCCUGCCCCAGGGCCCGCAGGCCCGCCGCGGCCGGCCAGGCCUCCCGUCCGCCGCGCCCGGCCCGAGGCGGGGCUGACUCCGCGGCCCCCGCCCGGCCGCCCUCCGCCCCCGGCCGGCCCGCGGCCCCGCAGCCCCGGCCCCGGCCCCGGCGGCGGGAGGCGGGCCCCGCGGCGGCGGCGGCGGCGGCCGCAGCGAGCGACGAGGCCGCCCGGCCCGGCCCGCCGGCCGCCCGCCCGCCUCGGCGCCGAGAUUGGGCGAAUCGCGAGCAAGUACGUGCGCGUCUCCCUGCCGCCGCCGCCGCCCGCCGCGGGCCGCCCCGGGGCCGCCGUCGCCGACGACGCGCGGGAGGAGGAGGAGGAGGCCGCCCCGCCGCCGCCGCCGCCGCCGCCGCCCCGGCUCGCCGCCGCCCGCUCGCCGGGCUCGCAGCCCCGGCCCCCGGCCGCAGGCGAGGCCCAGGCCGCGGCCGACAUGAACCACCAGCAGCAGCAGCAGCAGCAGCAGAAAGCGGGCGAGCAGCAGUUGAGCGAGCCCGAGGACAUGGAGAUGGAAGCUGGAGAUACAGAUGACCCACCAAGAAUUACUCAGAACCCUGUGAUCAACGGGAAUGUGGCCCUGAGUGAUGGACACAACAACGCGGAGGAGGACAUGGAGGAUGACACCAGUUGGCGCUCCGAGGCAACCUUUCAGUUCACUGUGGAGCGCUUCAGCAGACUGAGUGAGUCGGUCCUUAGCCCUCCGUGUUUUGUGCGAAAUCUGCCAUGGAAGAUUAUGGUGAUGCCACGCUUUUAUCCAGACAGACCACACCAAAAAAGCGUAGGAUUCUUUCUCCAGUGCAAUGCUGAAUCUGAUUCCACGUCAUGGUCUUGCCAUGCACAAGCAGUGCUGAAGAUAAUAAAUUACAGAGAUGAUGAAAAGUCGUUCAGUCGUCGUAUUAGUCAUUUGUUCUUCCAUAAAGAAAAUGAUUGGGGAUUUUCCAAUUUUAUGGCCUGGAGUGAAGUGACCGAUCCUGAGAAAGGAUUUAUAGAUGAUGACAAAGUUACCUUUGAAGUCUUUGUACAGGCGGAUGCUCCCCAUGGAGUUGCGUGGGAUUCAAAGAAGCACACAGGCUACGUCGGCUUAAAGAAUCAGGGAGCGACUUGUUACAUGAACAGCCUGCUACAGACGUUAUUUUUCACGAAUCAGCUACGAAAGGCUGUGUACAUGAUGCCAACCGAGGGGGACGAUUCGUCUAAAAGCGUCCCUUUAGCAUUACAAAGAGUGUUCUAUGAAUUACAGCACAGUGAUAAACCCGUAGGAACAAAAAAGUUAACAAAGUCAUUUGGGUGGGAAACUUUAGAUAGCUUCAUGCAACAUGAUGUUCAGGAGCUUUGUCGAGUGUUGCUCGAUAAUGUGGAAAAUAAGAUGAAAGGCACCUGUGUGGAGGGCACCAUACCCAAAUUAUUCCGCGGCAAAAUGGUGUCCUAUAUCCAGUGUAAAGAAGUAGACUAUCGGUCUGAUAGAAGAGAAGAUUAUUAUGAUAUCCAGCUAAGUAUCAAAGGAAAGAAAAAUAUAUUUGAAUCAUUUGUGGAUUAUGUGGCAGUAGAACAGCUCGAUGGGGACAAUAAAUACGACGCUGGGGAACAUGGCUUACAGGAAGCAGAGAAAGGUGUGAAAUUCCUAACAUUGCCACCAGUGUUACAUCUACAACUGAUGAGAUUUAUGUAUGACCCUCAGACGGACCAAAAUAUCAAGAUCAAUGAUAGGUUUGAAUUCCCCGAGCAGUUACCACUUGAUGAAUUUUUGCAAAAAACAGAUCCUAAGGACCCUGCAAAUUAUAUUCUUCAUGCAGUCCUGGUUCAUAGUGGAGAUAAUCAUGGUGGACAUUAUGUGGUUUAUCUAAACCCCAAAGGGGAUGGCAAAUGGUGUAAAUUUGAUGACGACGUGGUGUCAAGGUGUACUAAAGAGGAAGCAAUUGAGCACAAUUAUGGGGGUCACGAUGACGACCUGUCUGUUCGACACUGCACUAAUGCUUACAUGUUAGUCUAUAUCAGGGAAUCAAAACUGAGUGAAGUUUUACAGGCAGUCACCGACCAUGAUAUUCCUCAGCAGUUGGUGGAGCGAUUACAAGAAGAGAAAAGGAUCGAGGCUCAGAAGCGGAAGGAGCGGCAGGAAGCCCAUCUCUAUAUGCAAGUGCAGAUUGUCGCAGAGGACCAGUUUUGUGGCCACCAAGGAAAUGACAUGUACGAUGAAGAAAAAGUGAAAUACACUGUGUUCAAAGUAUUGAAGAAUUCCUCGCUUGCUGAGUUUGUUCAGAGCCUCUCUCAGACCAUGGGAUUUCCACAAGAUCAAAUUCGAUUGUGGCCCAUGCAAGCAAGGAGUAAUGGAACAAAACGGCCAGCAAUGUUAGAUAAUGAAGCCGACGGCAAUAAAACAAUGAUUGAGCUCAGUGAUAAUGAAAACCCUUGGACAAUAUUCCUGGAAACAGUUGAUCCCGAGCUGGCUGCUAGUGGAGCGACCUUACCCAAGUUUGAUAAAGAUCAUGAUGUAAUGUUAUUUUUGAAGAUGUAUGAUCCCAAAACACGGAGCUUGAAUUACUGUGGGCAUAUCUACACACCAAUAUCCUGUAAAAUACGUGACUUGCUGCCAGUUAUGUGUGACAGAGCAGGAUUUAUUCAAGAUACUAGCCUUAUCCUCUAUGAGGAAGUUAAACCGAAUUUAACAGAGAGAAUUCAGGACUAUGACGUGUCUCUUGAUAAAGCCCUUGAUGAACUAAUGGAUGGUGACAUCAUAGUAUUUCAGAAGGAUGACCCUGAAAAUGAUAACAGUGAAUUACCCACCGCAAAGGAGUAUUUCCGAGAUCUCUACCACCGCGUUGAUGUCAUUUUCUGUGAUAAAACAAUCCCUAAUGAUCCUGGAUUUGUGGUUACGUUAUCAAAUAGAAUGAAUUAUUUUCAGGUUGCGAAGACAGUUGCACAGAGGCUCAACACAGAUCCAAUGUUGCUCCAGUUUUUCAAGUCUCAAGGUUAUAGGGAUGGCCCAGGUAAUCCUCUUAGACAUAAUUAUGAAGGUACUUUAAGAGAUCUUCUACAGUUCUUCAAGCCUAGACAACCUAAGAAACUUUACUAUCAGCAGCUUAAGAUGAAAAUCACAGACUUUGAGAACAGGCGAAGUUUUAAAUGUAUAUGGUUAAACAGCCAAUUUAGGGAAGAGGAAAUAACACUAUAUCCAGACAAGCAUGGGUGUGUCCGGGACCUGUUAGAAGAAUGUAAAAAGGCCGUGGAGCUUGGGGAAAAAGCAUCAGGGAAACUUAGGCUGCUAGAAAUUGUAAGCUACAAAAUCAUUGGUGUUCAUCAAGAAGAUGAACUAUUAGAAUGUUUAUCUCCUGCAACGAGCCGGACGUUUCGAAUAGAGGAAAUCCCUUUGGACCAGGUGGACAUAGACAAAGAGAAUGAGAUGCUUGUCACAGUGGCGCAUUUCCACAAAGAGGUCUUCGGAACGUUCGGAAUCCCGUUUUUGCUGAGGAUUCACCAGGGCGAGCAUUUUCGAGAAGUGAUGAAGCGAAUCCAGAGCCUGCUGGACAUCCAGGAGAAGGAGUUUGAGAAGUUUAAAUUUGCAAUUGUAAUGAUGGGCCGACACCAGUACAUAAAUGAAGACGAGUAUGAAGUAAAUUUGAAAGACUUUGAGCCACAGCCCGGUAAUAUGUCUCAUCCUCGGCCUUGGCUAGGGCUCGACCACUUCAACAAAGCCCCAAAGAGGAGUCGCUACACUUACCUUGAAAAGGCCAUUAAAAUCCAUAACUGAUUUCCAAGCUGGUGUGUUCAAGGCGAGGACGGUGUGUGGGUGGCCCCUUAACAGCCUAGAACUUUGGUGCACGUGCCCUCUAGCCGAAGUCUUCAGCAAGAGGAUUCGCUGCUGGUGUUAAUUUUAUUUUAUUGAGGCUGUUCAGUUUGGCUUCUCUGUAUCUAUUGACUGCCCUUUUUGAGCAAAAUGAAGGUGUUUUUAUAAAGCUUGGAUGCCAAUGAGUUAUUUUAUGGUAACCACAGUGCAAGGCAACUGUCAGCGCAAUGGGGGAGAAGAGGUUAGUGGAUCGGGGGGUCCCUGGCUCAAGGUCUCUGGGCUGUCCCUAGUGGGCGCGAGUGGCUCGGCUGCCUUCCUGGGGUCCGGUGCACCAGCCCUGCAGCUAGAAAGUCUUGUGUUUAGGCUCGUCUGACCUAUUUCCUUCAGUUAUAUUUUCAAUGACCUUUUGUGCAUCUGUAAAGGCAAAACAGAGAAACUCACAACCUAAUAAAUAGCGCUCUUCCCUUCAUUGUGUGCAUUGUCGGCCCUUCCUCGGGUUCUCCUCCUCCAGCUGCCUGGGGGUUUUUAAUAAACUCGUCUCACCUCGUCAGCCACUACUGUCUGCAGCCCCUUUGCAAAGUGGAUGCACUGAAUACAGUCUGGACAGACAUUGUGGGGGUCUUUUUAUUAAAUCGAAAACGUUGUUAAAUUCAAUUAAGGUUUACUCUGCUGCCUUGGCAGACUUAUGAUCUCAACAGUUCAUUCGAGCAGGUGAAAGAAUUAUAAAUAGAAUUUCGUUAAAGUGGAACAGACAGCAAGAAAGCCUUUUAGCAAGAGGGCAUGCUCACUAGUGGUUAGUAAGCUGUCGACUUUGUAAAAAAGUUAAAAAUGAAAAAAAAAGGAAAAAUGAAAUUGUAUAUUUAAUGAAUGAACAUGUACAAUUUGCCACUGGGAGGAGGUUCCUUUUUGUUGGGUGAGUCUGCAAGUGAAUUUCACUGAUGUUGAUAUUCAUUGUGUGUAGUUUUAUUUCAGUCCCAGCCCUGUUUCCUUUUAUUUUGGAGCUAAUGCCAGCUGCGUGUCUAGUUUUGAGUGCAGUAAAAUAGAAUCAGCAAAUCACUCUUAUUUUUCAUCCUUUUCCGGUAGUUUUUGGGUUGUUUCUGUGGGAGCAGUGUACACCAACUCUUCCUGUAUAUUGCCUUUUUGCUGGAAAAUGUUGUAUGUUGAAUAAAAUUUUCUAUAAAAAUUAUAAUUCAGUGAGUGACGUGGAAGUGGAGGAAGAUUUCUACUCUCCCUGGAAACAGGCCUGGGAAACCUUGGCGUUUGUAACAAGGUUUCACUGAGAUGUACUUUUCCUUCUAAUUCCGUUUUGCGGGGGCAGGGUCUCUUGUUUUCGUUUCUUUUUUUUUUUUUUUUUUGCCUCUAACUAGUCACAUUUACUCUUAAGAAAUAAAAGGUUUUCCAGGAGGGAACUGUAUACAAAUAAGGUGACUGGAAAUGUGACCUGACGUGUCACGAGGCCCCUCGGGGCGGCAGGCGCUGUCGUGGGCGUGGUCCUCGCACCGCCCCAUCAGCCCUGCCUUCCAGCUCCGUGGCACGGUUUCCUGGUCUCCCGGCCAGUGUGUACCUUGGAGGGACUUCCUUUCUCAACUUCCACUGCAGUGUGUGUGCCUUCUGCUCUGAGAGCUGCCUUGUGACCCGUAUGAUAGAAAGAGGGAGUGAGGGUCCCCGGGGUCCUGGCCCUUCCCUCCUUCCUCCCCCAGAAAGAGGAGUUAGAGCAGGGGUGUGAGAGCCGUUCGCUGUGGGUUUGUCUUUGAACGAACAUUAAGGUGUCUUGUUUUUGUUCUAGGCUGGGGGUUGGCUGUAGUCUUAGGUAACUGAAAGUUCCUACUCUCCCUUAAGAUAUUAAAUGACUCUUUUUCCAAA